GUUAGGUAAAAGGUAAGUCAAAUAAGAAGAAACUUAUUAGGCAGGAUAUUCACGUGAAUCCUUUAAACAAAACACUUCUUCAACGGUUAGGUAGUCACUAGGCAACCAUGUCUAUUUCUGGGAAUGUCUCUGUAUAAACCUGUAUAUAUAUAUUAUCCAGAGUUUCUAGCAUUGUCUAAACAACAACCUUUAACAUCCCCAGAUCAAGAUUUACUCAAACACCUCACACUAUGGCUACUAACAACCCAUUCGCAGAGCUGUUAGACCCUCGUGAUAUAACGGCUAAGCUUGCUGUCAUACAGCCGGCUGUAGAUUGGGAUGCUCCUAUUGAAAUCACUCUCACGGAGGCGGGCUUGAAGGACACCCCGUACGAAUGCAUCUCCUAUGAUCGUUCGAGCGUCACGGCCGUGCCCACACGAGGGAAUGCCCCGCCACCGCCUCCUGCUGACAAAACGGUCACUAUCUCAAUCGAUGGGCGGGAUCAGGAUAUCCCUCAUCACCUCGAAAGUGCGUUGCGUAUGUUCAGACGCAAAGAGAGGCAGCGUACCAUAUGGGCUGACGUCCUGGUGAGUCGCAGUGUCGAAGAGCGCAGCGCCCAGGCCGACGCGCUGCGGUUCAUAUUGAGCAACGCAGAGAGGACGCUGUGUUGGCUGGGUCCAGACAAUGGGGAAUCUACAACCAAGGCUUUUGGGACUAUUCAUGAGAUGGCGCGUCGCUUCCGGGAAGCCUGCCGGCAGAUUGGAGUUGAUCCUGAUAUAAGUCUGUCUCGGGCGACAUCGCAGCAACUAACCAGAAUCAAGGAUCGUCUCUUCGACUGCCCCUAUAAUGACCUAGAUUCUUUCAACUUCCGUCAUUGGGAUAAUAUUUACGAUAUCUUUGGCUCGCAAUACUGGAGCUCCGUGCAAUCCAUAGCCGACAUCGUGCUUGCGAGGGCGCCUAUCGUCGUCUGUGGCCGAAGCAACAUCCCAUGGGAUACCUAUAUCUCCGCUACUCGUGCCAUGCCCUAUUUCCAGCUCAGGUUCUUUCAGGUCCCGUUGCUGCCUCAUGUUCUCAAGGGCUUUCAUAUCGCCAGCGAGAUCGAGCUCGCUGUGUGUAAGAAGCGGCUGGGCGAGGCUGUCGAAUUGUUACCCUUGAUCCAAACCGCUCGGGGUUGCGAGUCCAAGGACCCGAGAGAAAAUGUCUUUUCGGUGCUACAUGUUGCAACACCGUCCAACCGCACUAGAUACCACGGAGCCGGUGCGCGCCCUUUACCAAAAAUCGACUAUUCCAAGACCGCACAGCAGGUAUUCACCGAGGCUGCUCGUUACUCCAUACUAGAGCGCCAGGAUCUUAUGUUAUGGUGGAACGAACGCCCGCCGUGUGCGAAACGUUUAAAGGGACUACCGAGUUGGGUUCCCGACUUCAGCGCUCCGCUGCCCGAAUGCAAAAGCAACUCUUUCUUCAAUCCCAAUCUAGGCAUGCGUGUCUGGUGGGAGGCCGUCCCUCGCCGCUUCAGGAAACCUAUCACUAUAUCCACCGAAGACAACGCCGUGCAUCUCCAAGUGCGACCCCUAGAUCGCAUCGUGCACGUCUCGCCCGUAGUAUUCAACGGGGGUAAUUUCCGGCGUCUGUGCUUCACCGAGUUCAAGAACCUUCCGCCAGAAACAUCCAAUAAUAACGAAACACUCGCCCAAAGAAACGAGCGUUUCUGGCGCGCGAUCCUCCUUAACGGGAGCGACAAGGCGGGCGAGGACAUACGGCGUAGACUGCCGCCGCCGGCUUCUCUAGGCGCGCACUUCGAUAGCUUGAUAGCCGAGGAAACCAUAUUAGACGCUCUAGACUGCACCAUGGUCGACCUACAGACGUCCGAGAAUGCGGCGCGCAUACGAAAUUCCCCUGAGCUAACGGCACUGGUGCCUCGAUGCGGCAACGCCAAGCCGUUCGAGGACGCAUUACUGGGCAAUACAUGCGGACGGCGGUUUUUCAGGACCGCAGGCGGCAGGUUCGGUAUGACUGCCAUCGAGGACGUAGUCGCCGCCGACAACAACCUGGUAGGCAAAGAACCGAAGAAUCGAGAAGGGGAUGUGAGAGCGAAUUUCGGCCAGUUGAUGAGCGACCCCCUUCAGAACCUUUUAAUGCAGGGAUUCCAGGAGUACGUGAACGAGCGGUCGCCGGAAUCCGCGCCGAUGCUUGCGCGCGCUAUAAGAGGUGACAUGCCAGGGCAGAACCCAGACCGACGCACGGAUAACGGCACGCGAGAAGGAGAUAUCAUCGUGGCUGCUAUUGGGGGGUUCUUCCCGUACGUCUUACGACCCAAGUCUCGGGAAUCAGAAGAAGAGGCUGGGGAAGAAGCAAGCGGCUCGAAACCUGCCGCUCGGGCUGAUGAGGAACCGUCGACGUAUGAGUACGUUGGAGACUGCUAUUUACACGGAGCGAUGGACGGAGAGGACUUUGAUGCACCCGGUAACUUCGAUACGAGGCAUAUUGCUAUAGAUUUAUCGAAGAUUGUUAAUAUUACCAUUGUAUAAGGAUGUAGGGGUAAGGUUAUUGGCAUAGGAUAUAGGUACCUAUUUAUCUUUAUUAAUUUAUAGGAAUGACUUAUGAUAUCAAAAAGUCCAGGUAGGGAAGGGGAUAUGAUGUGAUGGAACCCCAAAACUACUGGCCUUGAGGCAGUAC
Molecule: messenger RNA, 2655 nt
Organism: Daldinia vernicosa
Lineage: Eukaryota; Fungi; Ascomycota; Sordariomycetes; Xylariales; Hypoxylaceae
Exons: 1
Coding region: 231-2507 (758 amino acids)
Source: RefSeq, a predicted model, not a curated record